Messenger RNA from Brassica oleracea var. oleracea, 1887 nucleotides. RefSeq lists its product as uncharacterized. Bases 89 to 1783 code for a protein of 564 amino acids. The transcript is spliced from 4 exons. Lineage: Eukaryota; Viridiplantae; Streptophyta; Magnoliopsida; Brassicales; Brassicaceae. Gene Ontology annotation, cellular component: membrane; cytoplasm. Gene Ontology annotation, biological process: protein folding in endoplasmic reticulum. The record is from RefSeq and is a predicted model, not a curated record.
CCAGAUACGACGAGUCAUACAACCAACAAUCUCUACAUCUGUGUUUGUACACACGACACGGGUACAGAGCAAAUUGCUCUGCUAAGAGAUGGCUAGGCGCGGAAGUUGUUCGACGAUUUGUCUGAAUGAGAAAUUUCAAAGGCAAAACAAUGGUUUCAGGUUUCGGAUUGUCAGAUUCUCUCAAAAGGCUGAUACCAAUUCUAUAAGAGGCAGCUUCUUUGAGCGUUCUAUCUCUCUGGUUCUAUUACUCUGGUGUUUCCUCUUCCUUGUGUAUUGCAAGCUUGGCUACAGCCACAAUCAUGGAGAUAACUACACCGAUGGAUCACUCUCCAAGGUCCUGAAUUCCACAAGGUCUAGAGAUUCUUCUGUCUCCCCUCAGACAACCGGCAAGGAAAACAACUACUGUCUCCUGAGAGAAGGCCAAUUACAAGAUGUGUAUGAGCAUGUUCUUAGUAACAACGCUUUGCUUAUCUGCAAAGUUGUGCAGCUACAAGAUGGAAGAGGAAAGCACAAGCCCCUUGAUCGCGUUGAAAACAAAAGUCUUACCCUAAAUGGCUCGGGCGUGCCGUCACAGCUCUCCAAUGCGACCCAUUACAGGUUAGAACCAGAUGGAACUGGUUAUAACUACGCUUCUGCUAUGAAGGGAGCAAAAGUAGUGGACCAAAACAAGGAAGCCAAAGGAGCUAGCAAUGUCCUUGGCAAAGAUCAUGAUAAGUAUCUAAGAAACCCUUGUUCUGUCUCAAAUAAAUAUGUCGUGAUCGAACUCGCGGAGGAGACGCUGGUUGACACGGUGAGAGUUGCAAACUUUGAGCACUACUCUUCCAAUCUCAAAGAGUUUAGCUUGUCGGGGAGUCUAAGUUACCCAACGGAUACGUGGACUCAUGCCGGGAGGUUUGUAGCUGCAAAUGCUAAGCAGGUUCAGACAUUCCGUCUCCAGGAACCUAAAUGGCUGAGAUAUCUUAAACUGAGCUUGAUUAGCCACUAUGGGUCUGAGUUUUACUGUACGUUGAGUGUUGUGGAGGUCUUUGGCAUCGAUGCUCUUGAGCAAAUGGUUGAAGAUCUGUUUGUUGGGUCAGAGACUCUUCCCAGUAAGCCAGCUCUGCUGGAACUGAAUCAUGAAGAGAAAACCGCUGAUGAAAGGCAAGACGGGGAAGUGAAAAGCAACGCCACAGAUCAGAUUGGGAAAGAAACUGACGGUCAGAAGAAGAAAGAUGUUGUUGUGAAGACUAUUAACAUCGUGGGAGACAAGAAAUAUGAAGUUAGGGAGAAGCACAACGUAUUGAAGCUGUUGAUGCAGAAAGUGAAACUGAUUGAGAUGAAUUUAUCGGUUGUUGAGGACUCUGUGAAGACGAUGAAUGACAAGGAAAGAGAGGUUAGCUUGGAGAUGAAGAGAACCAUUAUGCUUGUAGAGAGAAGCAAAGCUGAAAUCAAAGAGAUCACAGAGUGGAAAGAGAAGAUGGAUAAGGAGCUUAGAGACCUAGAGCUAUGGAAAACUCUUGUAGUUUCACGUGUAGAAUCGUUGGCUAGAGGAAACAAUGCAUUGAGGUUGGAUGUAGAGAAGAUUGAGAGAGAGCAAGCAAACCUAGAGAGCAAAGAGCUUGGAGUUCUGUUGAUAAGUCUCUUUCUCGUGUUCUUAGCAACGGUUCGGUUGCUCUCAAGGCGACUCUGGGCGUUUCUGGGGAUGUCUUUUACGGAUAAAAUGGGAUCGCUAUGGCCAGAUAGCGGUUGGGUCAUGAUACUGCUUAGUAGCAGCAUCAUGAUUUUUAUUACUUUGCUUUCUUAGUUAGUUUAGGUGUCAGGCUUAGUUUUUUUUUUUUUAACAUUGCCUUGCUACUCAAGUAUUGUAGCCCUUAGGAUUAGGAAUUAUUAAGGAGGAUUCAUUGAUAA